CUGCAUGUUGCAUUUGGCACGCACAAUAUCAUUGCACGUUGCAUCUAGCACCUGACAGCUCUACCAUCACAACACUUUCGCCCACUAGCAUGCCACCACCAAAAGAGUAUCAAGUCAUGCGCAAGGGCCGCCUUCAGACCGUCUCCAAAUCUCAGUAUUACCGCUUAAAAGCCCAGGAUGGUGGUGCAAACACACGGACUCCAGAACUUCAAGCACUCUUAGCCUCUCGGGUACAAACAGAUGCUCCAAUUGCUUCAUCAAGUACCUCUGCGGAGCUAACAAGAGAGCACACACGCUCAAUUCAAAGUGGUGAUGUGGAUAUGAAUCUUGAUGAGAAUGCUACAGAAGAUGAGGGCAACUAUGCGGAUGAUUUCCCAGACCCUCCUGCUGCUGACGAGGGCCAUUCCACACCUCCCCCAGACCCAGACCCUCCUGCUGGUGACGAGGACCAUUUCACACCUCCCCCAGACCCUCCUGCUGGUGACGAGGACCAUUCCACACCUCCCCCAGACCCUCCUGCUG
Molecule: messenger RNA, 522 nt
Organism: Suillus discolor
Lineage: Eukaryota; Fungi; Basidiomycota; Agaricomycetes; Boletales; Suillaceae
Exons: 3
Source: RefSeq, a predicted model, not a curated record